Messenger RNA from Ornithodoros turicata, 1697 nucleotides. RefSeq names its product cytochrome P450 3A12-like. NCBI's taxonomy places the organism in Eukaryota, Metazoa, Arthropoda, Arachnida, Ixodida, Argasidae. Bases 53 to 1651 code for a protein of 532 amino acids. Gene Ontology annotation, molecular function: oxidoreductase activity, acting on paired donors, with incorporation or reduction of molecular oxygen; monooxygenase activity; heme binding. The record is from RefSeq and is a predicted model, not a curated record. The transcript has 14 exons.
GAUUCAGGAGCACACCUCUGCCCGUGGGGUCGGUGAACGGACGCGCCCGGCAAUGGUAUACGAGUGGCUGAUAUGUGCUGCCCUUGGAGUAUUCUCUGUACUGUAUGUGUGGAGAAAGCGGAAGUUCUCUCUGUUUCAUGACCUCAAUAUCCCUGGACCUACGCCGAGCUUGCUAUUUGGAAACACUCGUGAGAUCCGUAACAAGGGUACUGUUGAAUGCUUCACGGAGUGGCUUAGCCAGCACGGUGACAUCGUCGGAUAUUACAAUGGCAGCCUCCCGUUUCUAAUUGUGAAGGACACUGAGCUGCUGAAAAGAAUCUUGAUCAAGGACUUCGACAACUUUCAGUCCAGGGGUGUGCUUUCGGUUUAUGCCAAGUGCAGCAGCAACAUGCGACACAAUUUACUCAACACCACGCCUGACCGAUGGAAAGCAAUGCGCAAUAUGAUAACGCCAGUGUUCACUUCGGGCAAGAUGAGACAGAUGUCGGGACUUCUUCAAACUUGUACGGACGAGUUUCUGGAAAUGAUAGACAGAAAAGAGGGAGACGCGUUCAACAUCUACGACAACUUUCAAAGACUCACUAUGGAUGUGAUCGUGAAGGCGGCGUUCGGAAUGCAAAUGGAGUUUCAAAAGGGCUGCAGAGGACAAGCGCAAGAAUACUUCCUCGCCCUUGCAAGACAGUCAGUACGGCCGUCGUUUCACUCGAUACUCUUCGUAGCAAUGAACUGCCUGGCGGAACUGGCUUUCUUCUGGAAGUUAUUUCUGGCCCUGUUCGGACGGUUCUUUGCGCAGUCCAUAGACAACAUGACGGAGAGUUUAGAUUCCAUAAUAGAGCUUCGAAGAAGCAAACCUGACGCUACGCGGAGAGACCUGCUGCAGGCAAUGCUUGAUGUAAGAGUGAGCAACGACGAUAUUAUUGACGUCAAUAAGCUGACGGCACGAUACGACGUCGAACAGGAUAGCGAUGGAGUGUCAGGUCCAAAGACCACUGGUGUGAAGAGCCGCUACAUGACAAAUGCAGAAAUCCGGGCCAACGCCACUACGUUUCUGUUGGCCGGAUAUGAAACAACCAGCACGGCAUUGGCCUUUGCAACAUACCUUCUGGCCAAGCACCAGGAUGUACAGGACAGGUUAAGGGACGAAAUCACUGACACCAUCACUUCACACGGAGAACUAAAUCACGACGCCGUGUUGGGAAUGAAGUACAUGGAACAAGUCUUUUCAGAAUCGCUUCGCUAUUAUCCCCCCGUUAUAGGAUUCACAACCCGCACGGCCGCCAAUGACUUCCACCACAAAGACGUAACCAUUCCAGCAGGUGUAGCUGUCCUUGUGCCCACCUACCAGUUGCACCAUGAUCCGGACCUCUGGCAUGAACCAGAGAGGUUCGAUCCCGAGAGGUUUCAUCCGAGCAACCGAACACAACUGGACUCGAUGACCUAUCAGCCCUUUGGCAGCGGACCAAGAAACUGCGUCGGCAUGCGAUUUGCUCAGCUUGAGGCCAAACUUACGCUGGCCAAGAUGCUUUCGAAGUACAGGGUGUUCUUAGACGACCGAUACACACAACUCCCAUUGCAGGUCUCGUCCACAACCGUUUUAAUGCACCCCAAAGACGGAGUUUGGGUCCAACUGGAGAAGUUGAAAGGAAAAUGAAUGGGACUACAGCAAUAAUCAACAGUAAUAAAUAGUUCGUACAAGA